Messenger RNA from Somion occarium, 1407 nucleotides. The record is from the annotation of a GenBank genome assembly. NCBI's taxonomy places the organism in Eukaryota, Fungi, Basidiomycota, Agaricomycetes, Polyporales, Cerrenaceae.
AGUUCUGUAUAUUCCAUUCCAUUGCUUCACAAUGCUCAGGACUCCACUCAGAGCACCUUUCCGUGCUCUUUCGACUGCUACACGCAGCUCGCUCAAAAUUGGUCUUAUUCCUGCCGAUGGCAUUGGAAAGGAGGUCAUUCCAGCAGCCCAAAAAGCCAUUGAGGCACUUGGCUCGGAUAUUCCGAAGCCUGAGUUUGUCCCUCUCCUUGCAGGCUUCGAGUACUUCACCCGACACGGCGAGGCGCUUCCAGAAGAGACCGUUUCUGCGUUGAAGGAAUGCGACUGUGCACUCUUUGGUGCUGUCAGCUCGCCUUCCAGGAGAGUGACUGGCUACUCGUCACCGAUCGUUGCGCUUCGCAAGAUCCUCGAUCUCUACGCAAACAUUCGUCCGGUCAUUUCUGUUGCUGCUAAUCCCGCAGACAAACCCGACGUUGACCUCGUCGUUGUGCGCGAAAACACUGAAUGCCUUUAUGUCAAGCAAGAGACCAUCACAACAACGGAAAAUGGCCGUGAAGCUCGUGCUACCCGUCUCAUCACUGAACGUGCUUCUCGCCGGAUAGGCAAGAUGGCAUUCGAGCUCGCCUUGGAUCGCCCUCGCAAGCACGUAACAAUCAUUCAUAAAUCUAAUGUUCUCUCCAUCACCGACGGUCUUUUUCGAGAAACUGUUCGUGCAGUUCCCCAACUGCCAGAAGUGAAUGGACGAUUUGACGGAAUCACAAUCGCCGAACAGCUUGUUGAUAGUGCUGUCUACCGCUUGUUCCGCGAACCUCAGAUAUAUGACGUCAUGGUCGCGCCCAACCUCUAUGGUGAUAUUAUCUCCGACGCUGCCGCUGCGUUGGUCGGUUCACUCGGUCUUGUGCCAUCCAUCAACGCGGGAGACGACUUCGUGAUGGGCGAACCUCAUCAUUGCUAGUGUUCAUGGAUCUGCCCCUGACAUUGCCGGUCAAGGCAUUGCCAACCCAAUUGCUUCCAUUCGAUCUGCUGCGCUCAUGCUCCGACGACUUGGUUACGCUAAGGGUGCAGACAGGCUCGACAAAGCUGUUGAUGAGGUGAUUAGAGAGGGAAGAGUUUUGACUCCUGACCUUGGUGGCCACGCAAAGACCACAGAGGUGUUGGAUGAGAUAUUGAAGAGAAUCUAAAUACAUGUAGAAGGGAACGUGAAGAUUCAACCCCCCUCGUUGCUGACCUUUGCUUCAUUAUAUUGAGUUGGUUAUUAACACUGAUGAAGCAUGCCUUCGUGUUGAAGGCUGUGAUUAAGGACUGAAAUCUGUACCCUCGCUGAUUUCUGCCCGGAACAUUUCAAGACAUGAAUUUAAUAUAAUUACAUUAUGCUGAUACAUCUGGAAGCAAGUAGAACAGCAUAUCUUUUGUAAAUCCCAGACAAGGGUCAACUUUGCUUCUCUAUCU